Notodromas monacha is the source of this 2929-nucleotide messenger RNA. Lineage: Eukaryota; Metazoa; Arthropoda; Ostracoda; Podocopida; Cyprididae. The record is from the annotation of a GenBank genome assembly.
CAGGUGGUACAGACUGAUGGGCCGCGGAGGGAAAGAAGACGGGAAACCCCGCGGGGAACUGGAAGUGAAAAUAGGGUUUACUUACCAUGAACGCAGUGCGGAUGACGAACAGUUCCUGGGUGUGCCGGGUUCCGAGGGCCGUGGCAGUUUCGGCAGCCUUGCCGACGACAACAGCAGCACCUCGGGCAAAAAGAAGAGCCCGUCUUUGCUCAACGUGUCUUCUCACCUGGCCCAUCAGUUUGGUGGGAGUCUCAUGAACUUGGGGAAAAAGGUGAAGCGGAAAACGUCGAGCAGGAACAAGAAGAACAAGCGCAAGGACUCGGAUGCCGUGAGCGAAAGCGCCUUUUCCAGCAACGCGGACCCGGGAGUCAACAGUGACUCCGAAGAAGACGAGGCCUUCAAGGACGAAAUUGCUUCGACAGUUUCUGCUGCGAGUUCCGGAGCCGGUGGCUACGACGCAGGAAUCCACUCCCAUUCCGGAAACACGAGCAGCAGCAACAACAGCACCACUGGAAACAACAACACGAACAACAACAAUAACAUCAACAAUAACAGCAACCCCGUGGGCAACGUUAAAUCCGGGCCCUUACACGAAGACAUGGCGAGUGACGCGUUUUAUCGACGACUGGAGUACAACGAUUUCUACGAACAGCCUCGACGAUCCGUUGAACCUUCCCCGCCAACUACAACACGGGAUUUCACGGGUGCUCGGAAAAGUUCGUCGAGUUUCCGAGAAGAAGCACUGUCUUCGGGAAGUCCAUUGGGAAUUUUGAGCAAUUACGGCAAUAAAGAGCAGGAUGUGAACAAGUCUCGGACACCGUCAGACUCAUCGUCGUUCGCAAAUCGCGGCGGGUCCAACAGAUCCAACAGUGGCGUCCUCUCUGCGCGACGCAGCGAACUUUUGUCGUCGACUGGCGUGAGUGCUGCAACAGGCGGCGUGAACAUCGAAGAAGAUUUGGGCGGCCGAGGAUCAACAACGGCGUCCGCGAGAAGCUCAGCUCAGCCCUCGCCUCUGGUCAAGAAGGCCAAUGACAGAAAUGAGUCCCCUCAAUUGCCAAACAGGAUAGAAAAACCUCCAAGGCAGCAUGCCCUGAUGAAAGAGGACAUUUCAAUGUCGACACCUUGUAUCCCUGCCGUAAUUUCUGGCAGUAAUCACGGAGAACGCGACGGCAGUACGACACCCGGUGGAGGGACGCCGCUCGGGACGCCUGAUGGCUCUCGCAGAAAUUCCGCCACCAAGGGCACCAAGGAGCGAUUCCUGCGCAAGUUCAACGUCAAGGAAAUGCUGAAAGGAUCCAGUGGGGAAGGUAAAGGGAUCGAGGAAGAUCCUGGAAGUGGAUCCAAGGGUAAGAAUAAGCACCAUUUGUCCCACGUCGGUGAAAUGACGACAGCGAUCGAGAAUGGAGAAGAAAGGAUCAUUUCUAAGCCCGCGAGUCGACAUCCUCUGAGUGUCCAACAGAGAUUCGCGAAUAUGCAGCGCGAUGACUUGAUUGCUCUAGUACUGCAGUACGAAUCCCAAGCGAAGCAACGGGAGAACAAGAUGCGCGACACAGAAGAGUACCUCGACGCUUUGCUCCUUCGCGUCAUGGAAUCCAGUCCCUUGAUCCUGAGCCACGGCUUCAGUCCUUCACAAUUGAGCAAUGGAAAGGUUUUGGAGAACACUUCUUGUCGUCAGGAAGUGAAGACUGGUCGUUUCCGAAUGUUCUAAAAAUACAUUUUUCAAAUAUAAAUUUCGACCCUCGAAGUCCUUUCUUCCUUUUUUAUCGCCAGAGUAAAUAAUGUGGAAUCCCGUUUUUGAAAAAAAAUUUGUUUGUGGCAAUAUUGAGAAUUCGUUCAAUGGUGCCUCGGAUAAUGGACUUAUUAUAAGUCCCAGUGGGAAGUAAAUUAUUCACGAAAAAAAAUGUUACCGCGAGAGUUUUGGACUUUAAAAAAAAAAAGACUGAGAAGCCAUAAAAUAGAUGUUCAGCAAUCAGCAUAACUGAUGAAAAAGUUGGAAAGUAAUUAUUUCAUCAUUUACGGUAUUAAGGAAUAACUAACGAAAAAACUUGUUUCCUCUAGAUCGAGUCUAGAACAGAGAUUUGAUUAGUCAAAUUUCCAGAGUAACGUUCCUUUUUCAAAUGUUCAUAUUGAAGAACGUCGUGUAGGAUAUUAUCCGAAACAGGGUUCACUAUUUGAAGCAACAGCAAAAUCAAUGACAUCCUACGCUAUAUUUAUUCAUGAAGAAAACAUACUGUAGUUCUAAAUUCAUUAUCCGAGGUAUCAGUGCAUAUAAUUCUCACAAUUUUGCAAGGAUCACGUUUUUUGACCAACCCGAUGAAGUCUGUUAUUCAAUUCCCAAAAAGAGAGUAAAACCCUGUCAUUUUUUUUUGAAUAAGUGCCAUUUUUUGCGUUUACUAAUUGCAUGUGGGAUGAGUGAAGGAGAGUUUAUUGGAGGAUUCGUUUUCCAGGCUGUGUUGAUUGUAGGAAACAAAAGAACGUCUUCUCACCGCCAAAAAGGCCAAAAACUUUGAAAACGUUUGUAAAAUUCCUUUGACUUUUAUUGAGAACCGUGUCCGUUCCACCCAUUUUUAACCAUGAUGAAGGACGGAACAAGAAUGUUAUCCUUCCUGGUAUUGUUCGGUAAUUGAUUAAGAUUAUUUUUUCGAUCGAUCGUUGCGGAAAGCGAUUUUUAGCUGUGAUUGGUUUUGCUUUUGGUGUAUGUUAGCAAGCCAUUUUAGUAUUUUGGACGAAUGUGUUGACUGCGAUGAGAGAUUUCUCUUCUUACUUUCUGUUGGACGAAAUUGCUGGAAGAGGAAAAACGACGGAAGGAAAAGUACUUUGACGCAACGUUUCCCUGAUAUAUUCUUUAUUUUUUUCUUUUGCUGAAAUGUGACUUGAUUGGAUGAUCUUGCGGAUGAUGAGCUAAUAAAAAAGGCGCGACUUCAGAAAA